Messenger RNA from Mercurialis annua (annual mercury), 959 nucleotides. Its product is annotated as chaperone protein dnaJ 20, chloroplastic-like. Bases 138 to 722 code for a protein of 194 amino acids. The record is from RefSeq and is a predicted model, not a curated record. Gene Ontology annotation, cellular component: chloroplast. The transcript has 2 exons. NCBI's taxonomy places the organism in Eukaryota, Viridiplantae, Streptophyta, Magnoliopsida, Malpighiales, Euphorbiaceae.
CUAAACUCUCAUCCUCAAAUUUAUCGAUCCUCAUCUCCUAACUUUCCCCUUCCCCCACUCAUCAAAAACAAAUUACUCAAUCCAAAAUUAGAAACCAAACCCAAAUCCCACACGCAACCCACUUCAAAUCAGACAAAAUGCAUUGCACUACCUUAACCUCUCCUGGUUGCGACACCGUUCGCUUCCACUUCGCCACCGCCACCAACGCCACCGCUUUACCGACAUCCAAACCCGACUCUUUUCUCCGAUUCAAACCCGCCAACCGAUUCCGAAACACGUCGUUCAAAACAACAAAAGCUGCCGUUACCGAAGCUAUAACCACUGAGUUGAGCUUUUAUGAGUUACUCGGAAUACCCGAGUCGGGUAAUUUACUUGAAAUAAAACAGGCUUAUAAACAAUUAGCUAGAAAAUAUCACCCGGAUGUGUCCCCACCGGAUCGGGUUCAAGAGUAUACCCAACGGUUUAUCCAGGUUCAAGAGGCUUAUGAGACUCUGUCUGAUCCCAGAAGAAAAGCUGUUUAUGAUAGGGAUAUGGCUCGAGGUCUUCACCUUGCCUUUUCUGCUCGAAGAACUUACCAAAAUGAUGAGGAAAUGGAAGUGAGUAGUGACUGGAAGAAUCGCUGGGAAGCUCAGCUAUCGGAGUUGAAGAUAAGAAGCAUGAAUAAGGAUUCUGAAGAGAACAUGUCAUGGGCAGCUAGGAUGCGCAAGCGACGCCAAAGAUGAUCGAAAGAACUUAAAAUAGGUCCUUAUCUAAUUCUGUAUAUACGAGUCUUUAAACUGUAUACUUAGUUAGUAUGGAGAAAGAUAUCCGGUUAGCAUUGUUGCAUGAACAAGCAAAAAUAUAUGCACAUGCUAAUGGAGUAGGUAUCGAAAAAUCUUGUAUAGCUGUUUCUUUUUCGCCAUUUCAAUAACAUCUACUAGUAAAUUAUGAUGUUCAUAAUGUUAGUAUUACGGUACUCA